Phytophthora infestans T30-4 is the source of this 996-nucleotide messenger RNA. Its product is annotated as Arsenite-Antimonite (ArsAB) Efflux Family. The coding region runs from base 1 to 996 and encodes 331 amino acids. The record is from RefSeq and is a predicted model, not a curated record. The transcript is spliced from 3 exons. Gene Ontology annotation, biological process: post-translational protein targeting to endoplasmic reticulum membrane. Lineage: Eukaryota; Oomycota; Peronosporomycetes; Peronosporales; Peronosporaceae. Gene Ontology annotation, molecular function: ATP binding; ATP hydrolysis activity. Gene Ontology annotation, cellular component: GET complex.
AUGGCGGACGAAGUUGUCGACGUGCCUGAGGCGAGUCUGCGCAACCUGGUGGCGCAGAAGUCGCUGCAGUGGAUCUUUGUAGGCGGCAAGGGCGGCGUGGGUAAGACCACCACGUCCUGCUGCCUGUCUAUUCAGUUGGCGGCGCAACGAGAGAAGGUUCUCAUCGUGUCCACGGACCCUGCGCACAACCUCAGUGAUGCAUUCGGCCAGAAGUUCACGCGCGAGCCGACACCAGUCAACGGCUUCUCCAAUCUUGCAGUUAUGGAGAUCGACCCCAACGUCGACCUUGAAGAAAUGAACGGCGAUGGCGUGCAGGACAACUCUGGUAUGGCUUCGUUCAUGAAGGACUUGACCAAUUCCAUCCCCGGUAUCGAUGAAGCGAUGAGUUUCGCUGAGCUCAUGAAGCAGGUGCAGAACAUGGAUUACUCUGUCAUUGUAUUCGACACGGCCCCCACAGGCCACACGCUGCGUCUGCUGAGUUUCCCCACGGCGCUAGACAAGGCGUUUGACAAGAUUCUGUCGCUUAAGAACCAGUUCUCGGGGAUGUUCUCGCAAGUGUCGGCACUCUUGGGCGGCGCGCUGCCCUCGCAGGAAAUGCUGCUGGGCAAACUGGAACAGACGCGUGAGGUCAUUCAGAAGGUGAACGCGCAGUUCAAGGACCCAGAACGCACCACGUUCGUGUGCGUGUGCAUCCCUGAGUUCCUGUCGCUGUAUGAGACCGAGCGACUCGUACAGGAGCUCACCAAGUACGAGAUCGACGUGCACAACGUCGUAGUGAACCAGGUACUGUACCCAGAGGAGGGAUCAACGUGCAAGAGCUGCAACGCUCGCCAGAAGAUGCAGCAGAAGUACAUUGACCAGAUCUACGACCUGUACGAGGACUUCCAUGUGGUGGAGAUGCCGCUGCUGACCGAGGAGGUGCGUGGCGUGCCGGCGCUCAAGACUUUCUCCGAAAACCUGCUGGCACCGUAUGAGCAUGUCUACACUAGCAUUUAG